Penicillium expansum is the source of this 1434-nucleotide messenger RNA. RefSeq names its product FAD-binding oxidoreductase. Gene Ontology annotation, molecular function: FAD binding; oxidoreductase activity. NCBI's taxonomy places the organism in Eukaryota, Fungi, Ascomycota, Eurotiomycetes, Eurotiales, Aspergillaceae. The coding region runs from base 1 to 1434 and encodes 477 amino acids. The transcript has 3 exons. The record is from RefSeq and is a predicted model, not a curated record.
AUGCCCGAGAUCAAUGCUACAGCUCUUGAGGCUCUGCGGAGUCGCCUCAAGGCCGCGACUAUCUAUACACCUGAAUCAGAGGGUUACAAAGAUAUCAUAGUCCGUUGGUCGGACACUGGAAUGAAAUAUGCGGGAGUGGUAGUCCAACCAAUUGAUGCGUUGGAUAUCUCGAUCGCGCUGUUGUGGGCGCAGGAAUAUAGUAUCGACCUUGCCGUGAAAGGUGGAGGCCAUUCAACCGCCGGCACAAGCUCGAGCGAUGGCGGCCUGGUCAUUGAUCUGUCGCGUAUGAACCAAGUGACGGUAGAUAUCGAGCAGAAGACUAUCACCACCCAGGGUGGAGCAACCUGGAAGGAAGUCGAUGAAGCUGGUGCAGCCCACGGUUUGGCGGCCGUAGGGGGUACCGUGAACCACACUGGCGUCGGUGGUCUCACUUUAGGGGGUGGCUAUGGCUGGCUGAGCGGAGAGUAUGGCCUUACUAUUGACAAUCUACUAUCGGCGACCGUCGUUUUAGCCGAUGGUCGUAUUGUCACGGCCUCUGCCACUGAGAAUGUCGACCUGUUUUGGGGGCUGCGAGGUGCAGGGUACAACUUUGGUGUCGUGGUAGACUUUACCUACCAGGCCUAUGACCAAAAGGAUCCAGUGUACUCUGGCCUCCUUGGAUUCACUCCCGAUAAAUUGGAAGGAAUUAUGGAUGCUUUGAAUGAAACUCUGGCAAAUCCCGACUCUCGCUUCGGUGCGAUGUGCAUUUUUGCACUGGCACCAGAUGGAUCUGGGCCGAUGAUCAUCGUGAUUGGCUUCUACAAUGGCCCACGCGAAGAAGGUCAAAAGAAAUUCGCCAGCUUCAUAGCCCUUGAGCCAGUUUUGAACACCGUUGAUAUGAUCCCGUACUCUGUGGUGAACACCCUGCAGAACCCCGUUGCAACCUACGGUGGUCGAAAGUCGUUUAAGGGCAUUUUCUACGAGCCGCCAUUGGAUCCUCACUUUGCAAGGGUGAUUUUCAAUGAUUUCAUGGCCAAAAUUGAGAGUGAACCGGAUCUCAAGGCAUCUGCCAUCAUCCUCGAGUUCACCGAUAUGCGCAAGAUUUGCGAAGUGCCGCUGACUGCGACCGCCCUAGCAAGCCGAAAUCCUACUCAGAAUGGCAUCAUUUUCCUAAAAUGGACCGACCCAUCCAAAGAUCUGGAGCAUCGCGCUUGGGCACGAGAAGUCCAGUCCAAGUGGAAGGUUGAAUUGGAUGCCAGAACCAAAGACCAGGGUGAGGAUUCAAGCGUACCUCAGUACAUCAACUAUGCAGAACCUGGUGACUCGGUGGUAAGCAAUAUCUAUGGCGUGAACUUUGAGAGACUGCAAGAGGUGAAGGCGAAGUAUGAUCCAAAGAACGUUUUCCACAAAAUGCAGCCAAUCGCAACUGGUGCAUCCGUUGGCAAGAAGGAAUAG